GCCCCAGGGAGCUCUGCACCCCGAGACACCACAGCCCUGACAGCAGGGACAGCCUGGGCCCCCCAGCCCGGCCUGGCACCCCCAGCACCUCCGCUGCCGGACACCAUGGAGGAGGACAUGGCCCUUCAUCGCAGCUGCCUGUCGGCCCCAGGGAGCCCCAGCCGCAUCCCGGGCCCCUCACGGCGGCGGGACAGCACCCUCGGUGUCGCCGCCUCCACGAAGCGGAGCUGCCUCUCGGUCACCCUGCGCCGGGCUGGCGGGGGGCUCCCCUGGGAGCGGCUGCGGGGCCCGGCCCCUGUCACCCCAAUCCCGCCUCGGCCCCGGCCCGUGGCGGCCGAGGGGCCCCAGCGACACGGCAGCUCUGACGGGGCCGAGGCCACCCCGGUGCCGAAGAUGGGGGUGUCCUGCGCCCCACCACGCUCCGGACCAGUGGAGAGCAAAAACGAAGCAGCCAUGUCUGAGCUGGUCCCAGAGCCGCGACAAAAGCCAGUUGUACCAAUGAAACCCAUGGGCAUCAAUGCCAGCUUGCUGGGCUACAUCGGUAUUGACACCAUAAUUGAGCAGAUGCGCAAGAAAACCAUGAAGACAGGUUUUGACUUCAACAUCAUGGUUGUAGGUCAGAGCGGACUGGGAAAGUCAACAUUGGUAAACACCCUCUUCAAAUCCCAGGUGAGCCGCAAAUCUUCAGGCUGGAACCGGGAGGAGAAGAUCCCCAAGACAGUGGAGAUCAAAGCCAUUGGGCAUGUCAUUGAAGAAGGUGGUGUCAAAAUGAAGCUGACAGUGAUUGACACACCAGGAUUUGGGGACCAGAUCAACAAUGAGAACUGCUGGGAGCCUAUUGAGAAAUACAUCAAUGAGCAAUAUGAAAAGUUUUUGAAAGAGGAGGUGAAUAUUGCAAGGAAGAAACGAAUUCCAGACACGCGCGUGCACUGCUGCCUCUACUUCAUCUCCCCUACAGGCCACUCCUUGAGGCCUUUGGACCUGGAGUUCAUGAAACAUCUCAGCAAGGUAGUGAACAUCAUCCCAGUUAUUGCUAAGGCUGACACCAUGACCUUGGAGGAGAAGACCGAAUUCAAACAAAGAGUGCGCAAGGAACUAGAAGUAAAUGGGAUCGAAUUUUAUCCCCAGAAAGAAUUUGAUGAGGACUUGGAGGAUAAAACAGAGAACGACAAAAUCAGGCAGGAAAGCAUGCCCUUUGCAGUAGUGGGCAGUGACAAGGAGUACCAAGUGAAUGGCAAAAGAGUCCUGGGCAGGAAAACACCUUGGGGAAUCAUUGAAGUGGAAAACCUCAAUCACUGUGAAUUUGCCCUACUUCGAGAUUUUGUCAUCAGGACCCACCUUCAGGACCUAAAAGAAGUGACCCACAACAUCCACUAUGAGACCUACAGGGCCAAACGGCUGAACGACAAUGGAGGGCUGCCCCCCAUGACUGUUGAGACAGAGGAAAACCACGAAAGCAACCUGUGAAAGACCCUCCCCCUCCAUGGUCACCUGGUGACUCUGGAUAGACAACCCACCCCUGCUACCCUUGACUCAACCAUGGGCCUGUCUCUGAAGCAUGUGGCACAUCCUCCGUGGGAGUGAGAGGAUGCAAGUGUGAGUGCGUGCGGGCGUGCAUGUGCCUCCCUGUGUGCCGGAGAGGGACAAGGGCAUCUCCCCCAUCCUUCCCAGAGUGUCCCCAUUCUCGGUUUGUUUUUUGCACAGUGGACUGUCUGACAGCUUCCUUUCUCUCGUUUCUGUGUCUCAGCUGUGUAUCUUGCCUGGGGGAAAUAUUGUUGGGGGGGAAGGAUUUCUAGGGGCAUGGAUUUUGGAGGGGGGAGGUGUGGGGCAUGCUGUGGUCCUAUUUUUAUCACUUGGAGACAUGGCAAGGAGAGACUCUGGGA
Parus major (Great Tit) is the source of this 1883-nucleotide messenger RNA. It is a transcript of the gene SEPTIN3, whose product is annotated as septin 3. NCBI's taxonomy places the organism in Eukaryota, Metazoa, Chordata, Aves, Passeriformes, Paridae. Gene Ontology annotation, cellular component: neuron projection; presynaptic cytoskeleton; septin complex. The record is from RefSeq and is a predicted model, not a curated record. Gene Ontology annotation, biological process: cytoskeleton-dependent cytokinesis. The coding region runs from base 106 to 1467 and encodes 453 amino acids. The transcript has 10 exons. Gene Ontology annotation, molecular function: GTP binding; molecular adaptor activity; GTPase activity.